UUCUCCCCCUCCUCUCGUUUACCUUGCGUAUCUUGCUCUGCUUUGAAACAGAGGACAGCUUUUAUUUUUAAAAAGGGAGAGAAAACCGUUCAAGGAAUGCUCAGCAUCUCUCAUCUUCCAAUCCAGACUUCCCUAGGAGCGCUGUUUCGUUGGGACCACUAAGUCUCUUGAGAUGCCUAACCCCGCCGCUCACCUCCCCUUCUACUACGGCAGCAUCUCACGUUCAGAUGCAGAAGAGUACCUCAAACUGGCCGGGAUGUCUGAUGGCCUCUUCUUGCUGCGCCAGUGCCUCCGAAGUCUAGGCGGCUAUGUCCUCUCCAUAGUGCAGAACCUCCAGUUCUACCAUUACCCCAUCGAGCGCCAGUUGAAUGGCACCUAUGCCGUUGCCGGGGGCAAAGCCCAUUGCGGGCCCGAGGAGCUGUGCGAAUUCUAUUCCAAAGAUGCCGACGGCCUUUGCUGCACGCUUCGGAAACCAUGCAACCGCCCCGGUGGCGUGGGGCCCCAGCCUGGGAUCUUUGACAGCAUCCGGGAAAACAUGGUGCGGGAAUACAUUCAGCAGACAUGGAACCUGGAGGGAGACGCCCUGGAACAGGCCAUCAUAAGCCAGGCCCCACAGGUAGAAAAGCUCAUUGCCACUACUGCUCAUGAAAAGAUGGUGUGGUAUCACGGCCCCAUCUCCCGGGAACAAGCUGAAAGCAGGCUCUAUUCGGGAGCACAGCCUGAUGGGAAAUUCUUAAUGAGAGAAAGCAAGGAAAAGAACUCUUACGCUUUGUCCCUUGUCUACGGGAAGACAGUUUAUCACUACCGGAUCGUUCAAGACAAAGCUGGGAAAUACUUCAUCGAAGAUGGAACCAAGUUUGAUACACUGUGGCAGCUGGUUGAGUAUCUCAAACUCAAACCAGAUGGCCUGAUCUACUACUUGAAAGAGAGCACCCCAAAUCCCAGCAUGACAGCAGCAGCAGCACCAGUCCCGCCAGUUCACCCUUCCGCAAUGGCUCCAAAGAAAUUAACAUCUCAGAAUUCAGAUGGCUACACACCUGACCCCACAGGCAUAGGAAACAAGACACGGAUCUUGCCCAUGGACACCCCUUGCUACGAGAGCCCUUACAGUGACCCUGAAGAGCUGAAGGACAAGAAAUUGUUUCUUAAGAGGAGCAACCUGAUAGUGGAUGAAGUUGAACUGGGCGCAGGAAACUUUGGGUGCGUCAGGAAAGGCGUGUAUAAAAUGAGGAAGAAGCAGAUCGAUGUGGCCAUCAAGAUGCUGAAAAGUGGGAACGAGAAGACGGCCAAGGAAGACAUGAUGCGGGAGGCUUACAUCAUGCACCAGCUCGACAACCCCUACAUUGUCCGGGUGAUCGGCCUCUGCGAGGCGGAGGCUCUGAUGCUGGUGAUGGAAAUGGCUUCCGGUGGGCCACUCAACAAGUUCUUGUAUUCAAAGAGGGACGAGGUACCAGUGAACAACGUGGUGGAGCUGAUGCACCAGGUGGCCAUUGGCAUGAAGUUUUUGGAGGAGAAGAACUUUGUCCAUCGAGACCUGGCGGCCCGGAAUGUCCUUCUUGUCAAUCAGCACUACGCCAAGAUCAGCGACUUUGGGCUCUCCAAGGCUUUGGCGGCAGAUGACAGUUACUACUUGGCUAAGACAACUGGGAAGUGGCCGCUGAAGUGGUAUGCCCCAGAGUGCAUCCUGUUCCGCAAGUUUUCCAGCAAAGGCGACGUCUGGAGCUAUGGGGUGACCAUGUGGGAGGCUUUUACCUAUGGCCAGAAACCCUACAAGAAAAUGAAAGGCCCUGAGGUCAUUGCCUUCAUUGAGGAAGGGAAACGGAUGGAAUGCCCUCCCAAAUGCCCUCCAGAGAUGUACAAACUGAUGCAGCAGUGUUGGACCUUCAAGUGGGAAGACCGUCCAGAUUUUGUUGCUGUGGAGACCCUAAUCCGCACCUAUUACUACAGCAUCGCUGCUAGGACAGAAGAGGAACCCGUGACGGUUAAGAAGACACCAGCUUAGCUCCCAAGAGCUGGCAGAGGACCCUUCCAUUCCUGAAGGAUCUCAUUGCCCUUGAUCUCGUGAAGGGAGAGCUUACAGGCUGCAGAAACCCAGACGGCUGUCCGCUGUGUGACCCUGUUCUACCUGGAAGCUGCACACACUGUCUCCAAAACACCCUCCCCCCCACCGAGGCCUGUUGGUCUGACACCAGAGUUGCUGAUACUGCACAUUUUCUAAAAAGCCAUUAACUCAGCCCUGCUACACAUGCCUGUGAAUGACCAGCACUCAUCUUGUCAAGGUGUCAGGAGCUGUACCAGAAAGCAUACCGCCGGAGCUGUUAGUGCCAGGACUCCUUCACGUGCAGCUCUGAAGUUGGGCAAAUACCUUCCCAUUGGGGUUUCUUUAGGCUCAAGGAAAAGGCUGGAGGGGAGGGGGGUUAGUAGGAGCACCCCCUACUCCUCCCAUGCUGCCCUGCCAGCAAAAUCAACUUCUCAGGCUUUUAAAUUGACAUUUUUGGAGCUGAUGUGUGAAUGUGAUCAAAGGAGUGAAUCCAGAGGCAACACAUAAACAAGUGCAUUGUGUAGUUAAGCCCUACGGUUGCCAUUCCCCAGGUGGAGUGGAUGAUCCCCCACUCCCACCUCCUGCCCCCCGCCAAUACUCACCUGGCUGGUGUGGGAGCAAAAGCGGGGGAACAAGCCCCUCAGGUGCGCUCCCAAAGCAGUGUGGUGAUGCUCCCGAGCUUCACAGAGGGCCGAUUUGGGCCCCAAGCUGGCCCGUUUGGGGCCCAAAUUGGCCCGCUGCAAAGCACACAUGCGCAAAGUGGACAAGUAAAGUGAGUGCUGGGUUGCCCCCCUCCUGCUGGGAAGGUAAGGGGACCUGGCAACCCUAUUAAGCCCUCAGGCAACCACCUGCAAGAAAAUUCCUUCCCCAUCACCAAGAAGAGGAGGAAAAGGCAAUGACUGCAGCAUCCAAGUGCCAGCCAGUGGCUGCCAGAGAGAUCGAUAUGGUGGCCCCACUCACAUGUUCCAAGGAGAGAGACAUGAAAAAGAGAUCGACGUGCAAGGGAAUGCAGCCUUAUCCAGCCACCUCAAUGGUUUCUAGCACGGCACACAGUUUCAAUCAUUUCCUUGCAACCAUAAGGACCCGUGCCUCAAGGAAAACUUCCAAAGCUGAGUUCUUGGGAAUUUUGAGGCCCACAAACACUCCGUUAAUGCAUCUUUCCCCUCCUUCCAGAAUCAUGGCAUGACCUUGUGAAUCACUUUGAGUGAUUCAUGCCAAAAGCCCACCUACCCUU
This is a messenger RNA of Eublepharis macularius, 3275 nucleotides long. Its product is annotated as tyrosine-protein kinase ZAP-70. The record is from RefSeq and is a predicted model, not a curated record. Gene Ontology annotation, biological process: cell differentiation; protein phosphorylation; cell surface receptor protein tyrosine kinase signaling pathway. Bases 173 to 2002 code for a protein of 609 amino acids. NCBI's taxonomy places the organism in Eukaryota, Metazoa, Chordata, Lepidosauria, Squamata, Eublepharidae. The transcript has 13 exons. Gene Ontology annotation, molecular function: non-membrane spanning protein tyrosine kinase activity; ATP binding; signaling receptor binding. Gene Ontology annotation, cellular component: cytoplasm; extrinsic component of cytoplasmic side of plasma membrane.